UCAUCUGUCAAUGGGGGAAAAGAAAACGAAAAACAACCCUUGUACGUAAAAACAAAUCGCAUUCCAUUGUAGAAUAUUGUAAUUUAUUACUGUGAAUACGACACCAAAUCGCUUAACAAUAGUAUUUGCUCAAUCUACAGACCUAGAAGCAUUCGCAUACGGGUGGAUUUAACCAUCCAUCGUGAGCAGAUCCCAUCGCACGCAAGAUGAGUUUCUCGAGUGAUGAGGUAAACUUCCUGGUUUACCGCUAUUUGCAAGAGUCUGGGUUUUCUCAUUCCGCGUACACGUUCGGCAUCGAAUCGCAUAUUUCACAAAGCAACAUCAAUGGAGCGCUGGUGCCACCGGCAGCACUGCUUAGCAUUCUGCAGAAAGGGUUGCAGUACACGGAAGCCGAAAUCAGUAUAGGAGAGGACGGUACCGAGCAACGGUUGGGCGAAAGCUUAAGCCUCAUCGAUGCGGUGAUGCCGGAAGUGGUCGCCAAUCGGCAAAAUAUGCAAAAUCAGCAAAAGCAGGCCACGAAAACGGAACCACCCGAGACGAACGGUACGACCGAGGAACCGGCCCCUCCACCACCGACUACGACGACCACUGCUACUACCACGCCGGCACCAGUAGAGACGAUGGAAGUGGAUCAAAGCAUUGAAAUACCCGCCUCGAAGGCUACGGUUCUGCGCGGUCACGAGAGUGAGGUGUUCAUUUGCGCCUGGAACCCCAGCACGGACCUGCUGGCCAGUGGAUCCGGGGACAGUACGGCACGAAUUUGGGACAUGUCGGACAAUCCCGCCAAUCCGAACCAGCUCGUACUGCGCCAUUGCAUUCAGAAGGGUGGCACGGAGGUGCCGAGUAAUAAGGACGUUACGUCACUCGAUUGGAACUGCGACGGUACACUGCUGGCGACGGGCUCGUACGAUGGAUAUGCCCGCAUUUGGCGUACCGAUGGUCUGCUAGCCAGUACGCUUGGUCAGCAUAAAGGACCGAUUUUUGCACUUAAGUGGAACAAACGGGGUAACUACAUCCUCUCGGCGGGUGUGGACAAAACGACCAUCAUCUGGGAUGCGGCUACUGGUCAGUGUACGCAGCAGUUCAGCUUCCAUUCGGCGCCAGCACUGGAUGUAGAUUGGCAAUCGAAUCAGUCCUUUGCCAGUUGUAGCACGGAUCAGUGCAUUCACGUGUGCAAGCUUGGUGUGGACAAGCCGAUCAAAUCGUUCCAAGGACACACGAAUGAGGUGAACGCCAUCAAAUGGGAUCCUCAGGGACAACUACUAGCCUCCUGCUCGGACGAUAUGACAUUGAAGAUUUGGUCGAUGAAGCAGGACUCCUGUGUGCACGAUCUUCAGGCUCAUUCGAAAGAGAUAUACACUAUUAAAUGGUCACCCACGGGUACGGGCACGCAGAAUCCCAACAUGAACCUCAUCUUGGCGAGUGCGUCCUUCGAUUCUACCGUUCGCUUGUGGGACGUAGAGCGGGGCGUUUGCAUCCACACGCUCACAAAACAUACGGAACCGGUGUACUCGGUUGCGUUCAGCCCAGACGGCAAAUUUCUUGCCUCGGGUAGCUUCGACAAGUGCGUCCACAUCUGGAGCACCCAGAGCGGUCAGCUGGUGCACAGCUACAAGGGAACGGGUGGCAUUUUCGAGGUAUGUUGGAACUCGCGCGGCAGCAAGGUUGGCGCCAGUGCCAGUGACGGCAGCGUGUUCGUGCUGGAUCUGCGGAAGUUAUGAGCGACGGCAGCGACGGCGUGCGCAGCAACCGGGACCGGAUCGGUACCCGGACCUCCACCGCCGCUGCUGACUGCAGCUGAGAAAAAAUCCUAACAAUCAUUUACUGGCGCCCGGCGAGGGCAUCCCAAGUGAGAAUCUGCACCGAUACUCGUGGAAUGUUCCGGAAAGGCGCUUCACUCCGUUAUACAUUUACCAUGCUCUCCACGCUAUAUAACGACGGAAAGUAUGGGCUCUAUCGUGGCAUGGUGUGUGCGUAUUACAAGAUUAGUACACUUAGACUAUAGUCUAAGAGACAGAGACGAGCUCGCUACUUGAGUUAGAUCGAUUUUAGCAUUUAUUUUAUUUGAAGACAUAUUAUCGUAAAAUCGCGUCGACGAAAUGUGACGGUAGUAUGGAAAAAGGUAGACGACAUCCACAGUGGAUUGAGAUGAAUCAAGAAUUAAGGGUGAAUAUUCAAAACAAUUACUAUUCGCUAAACAGAAAAUACGAGCAAACUAGUGAUAGGAAGUUCGAAUUAUUUGGAACAAAGCUGACCUAGUUUUUUGAUAAAGAGAAAAUGGAAAGGAUAAUGUAGCUUCAAUGAAUCUACGUUCACUACUCAACAACAUCCUACCUUUAGUUUUUAUUGCAUCCUUCAUACGAAGAUGAUGCAGAACGGCUUUUCCUAUUCACUAGUGCACUCUAGUACAUUUAGUGUUCGCGUACGAGAAGAAAGGAAGAUAAUAGAUUGCAUUUUCGUCGUGCUCAAAAUCCGUUUUAUGAAAGCAACAAUAAACAUGUCCGCUGUAAAUGCCUUCAAAAAGUGUUGCGUUCUGGAAUGUACGGAAUAAAAAAACCCAAGAGAAGGCAAUGAA
This is a messenger RNA of Anopheles coluzzii, 2575 nucleotides long. RefSeq names its product F-box-like/WD repeat-containing protein TBL1X (gene ebi). Gene Ontology annotation, molecular function: protein binding; transcription corepressor activity. Gene Ontology annotation, cellular component: histone deacetylase complex. The record is from RefSeq and is a predicted model, not a curated record. NCBI's taxonomy places the organism in Eukaryota, Metazoa, Arthropoda, Insecta, Diptera, Culicidae. The transcript has 4 exons. Gene Ontology annotation, biological process: regulation of transcription by RNA polymerase II. The coding region runs from base 207 to 1721 and encodes 504 amino acids.